Molecule: messenger RNA, 467 nt
Organism: Cuscuta campestris
Lineage: Eukaryota; Viridiplantae; Streptophyta; Magnoliopsida; Solanales; Convolvulaceae
Source: the annotation of a GenBank genome assembly
AAAACCGGCGAGCCCAACCGCACAAUCGCCGCCGGCGCCCACCGGAAGCUGUCAUCCUCCCAAAAAUCUAAACCGCCAAUCGUUUUCGUUUCGGAGUAGAACACACGAGAAUCCGCAGCUCGACGCCGUUGAAUCGGACAGGACACUCUAUCAACAAGACUGAGUCGAAAAAUGCCGAGUUCGAAGGACGAUUCCGCCACCAAUACCGACAGCUCCAGCGACGACAUCCCGGAAUCCAAUUAUAUCGUUUACUCUGUAGGCGAGAAGGUUCUCGCGUAUCACGGCCCUCGUUGCUACGAUGCCAAGGUUCAAAGAGCCGAGCUUCGAAAUAAGGAAUGGAGAUAUUUUGUUCAUUACACGGGUUGGAGCAAGAAGUAAGUUAAACGCAUCCCAUUUCUCUCUUAAAACAUAUUAACUUUCUAGAAUUCAAUGUUUGUCAUUGAGCAGGCAAAGCUGCUUUACCAUGA